GUUCAUAAAAUCAUCUGAUAAAAAUAUUGUAGACACGUUGUACGGUAUAUAUUUCUAAGAAGAUUGUGAGCAUAUUGACUCCAGUGAACCGCCUGUUACAAGCUAGCAAAGGUGAAAUGGAUGGCGGUCUAAGGACGACCUCUGAUGCAGCUAGACAACGCCCAAAGGGGUCUGGAAGUACCAAUGGUCAAGUCAGUGAUAAACCUCAGUCUAAUAUAAACAUGCAAGAAGUUUACCAGAGAGAGCGGACUGAGAGGGAUACCAUUGUGAUAUGGAAAAGUCCACUGACAACAUUUCAAUUCUUCUUUCUAGAAUGUAUGAUACUUUUAUCCACUGUUAUGAAGAGACUAUGGAGAAGGAAAGCAACAGUGUUACUUGUCCUUUUGGGAUCCCUCGCUGUUUAUGCUUUAUAUCUAACUGAGGGUCCGCACCAAAAGUACGUAGAGAUAAUGGAGAAACACUUGCUGUGGUGGUCGUACUGGGUUGGCCUGGGGAUCCUGUCUUCAGUAGGUCUAGGUACUGGCCUACAUACAUUCCUUCUCUACCUGGGUCCACACAUAGCAUCUGUGACAUUAGCUGCCUAUGAAUGUUCAUCUAUAGAUUUUCCAGAACCGCCUUACCCUUCCAAAAUCAUAUGUCCUACGGAUGUAGAGGCUGGGUCUGGCCACAUCUCGCUGUGGACAAUAAUGGGCAAGGUCCGCAUUGAAGCUAUCAUGUGGGGAGCAGGAACAGCUAUUGGAGAACUUCCUCCUUAUUUUAUGGCCAGGGCUGCCAGACUCUCCGGGUCCCAUGAUGAUGAUGAAUUUGAGGAAAUUGAAGAACUCUUACAGGAAAAGCAGGUCCAUCCAGAUGAUAUGUCUUUCAUGGAAAGAGCAAAGCUAGGUGUACACAACUUGGUACAGAGAGUUGGGUUCUUUGGAAUUCUGGCAUGUGCAUCAAUUCCCAAUCCACUAUUUGAUUUGGCAGGAAUCACCUGUGGUCAUUUCCUUGUGCCAUUCUGGACAUUUUUUGGAGCAACAUUAAUAGGAAAAGCUGUUAUUAAGAUGCAUAUACAGAAGUUAUUUGUUAUCUUCAUGUUUAGUGAACAUCAUGUAGAAGGCGUGGUUAAUUUAUUAGGAUAUAUCCCCAAGUUUGGUAAAUCAUUACAGUCGCCCUUCAAGGAUUAUUUAACAUUACAACGCAAGAAACUUCAUCGUGCAGAGGGUGAAGACGUGGCAAAUGAAUCCAAUGUUCUAGGCUGGAUAUUUGAGAAGUUGAUCAUAGUAAUGGUUAUAUAUUUCAUUGUGUCUAUAGUCAACUCAACAGCGCAAAGUUACCAUAAAAGGAUGUGUAAAGAAAAACGCAAGUCACGAGCAAACUGAUGGACGACACAAUAGGAGGAACAUAGGUGAUACUGUGUGAGGAUGGAAAGCUUACAUUAGUGUUGGACGUACGGGAUCUAUUGAAGGAAACUGGGGGUAUUGCUUAAAAGAAGGAGUAGAUAUCAGUCUAAAAUCAAUUAAAAAAAUUCUCUGUAAACUCAUAUUGAUUUUAAUAUCAAUUUUGAUUACUGUAUGUACUCAAGAUAGUAAAACAGUCUGAAGAUCUAGAAAAAAAAUCUUCAAAAAGAUUACACUUGUUUGGAAUAAAACUGAUUAGAUGUUUUCAAUAAAUUCCUGUUUGGGGUUAUUAAAACAAGUCUAAAAGGGAUGAUCGAGUACCCCGUUUCUGAUAGAUAUUGGAUGAUGAGGAAGCAUGUGCCUCUUUGCUCAGGUGACCUGUCAUGUGGUGUAAGAGGUCCACCAUAUAGCGACCUUUUGUAACAUGGCUGUAUAUAGAUGAUGGUUGUAAAAGGUCAUUUCUCAUACUCACAAGAUUUUUAUAUUGUUUGAAUAUUUAUUCUGAAAAAAAAAAUUCUUUUUAUAUAUAUGUAGAAAAAUACCUUGUUUGAAAGGUAACUAUUACAAUCACAUUAAAGAAAUUUGAACAAUUUAACAAAAUAAGGGAUGGUGACACUGCAUGGUACACAUUUAACUGAAUUUGUCUCAUCAGUUGUUGUUUUAAUCUACGACUACAUAUUAUUAGUGCUCUGUUGAUAGAGCUAAAGAUUCCCUCAGGCUGUGUCAGUAACCAGAGGCUUGACCACUGUUGAUAGAGCUAAAGAUUCCCUCGGGCUGUGUCAGUAACGAGAGACUUGACCACUGUUGAUAGAGCUAAAGAUUCCCUCGGGCUGUGUCAGUAACAAGAGACUUGACCACUGUUGAUAGAGCUAAAGAUUCUCUCAGGCUGUGUCAGUUACGAGAGACUAGAGCUGAAGAUUCCCUCAGGCUGUGUCAGUUACGAGAGACUAGAGCUAAAGAUUCUCUCAGGCUGUGUCAGUUACGAGAGACUAGAGCUAAAGAUUCCCUCGGGCUGUGUCAGUUACGAGAGACUAGAGCUAAAGAUUCCCUCGGGCUGUGUCAGUAAUGAGACUUCUCCAGACCACACUGGUCCAUUUGUAGGCCCCGCUAUAACCUGGGUAACUUCUCCUAUGAGUCAAAACCUUGACUACACGCUACCAUUACAGUGCUCUAUCCAUUAAGGUGGAAACAUGGAUACUUCUCCAGUGUGAAACACACCAGCAGAAGUGCUAGGACUAUGAAACCAUUAAGUGUGAGAUUAUCAAUGUUAAGUCUGACAUUCGAGUGGUAUACCUCUGUAGUCAAUGUUAUCUUUGUGAUAUUUCAUGGCUGUCGUGCUGUUUACAGCUAGUAAUCAAUUUCAUUAUGAAAUGUUUUGAGGAAACACUAUUGACCACAAAGUGGUGAUGUGUUUGUAGUGUUUAAUGUAUUCAUUGAUUAAACUAUCCUCAUGGUGUACAUCAAGCCUGUUAUGUUAAUAUAUCUAUCGAUCUUCCCUGUUUUGGAGGGAAAUUCUCUAUUUUUUACCCUUAAUUUUGACACAAAUUAUCUGUAAACCUCCUAUUACCCAUAAUUUUAUAAAUCAAAUUGGCCCAUCAGAAGGAAUAGUUUGAAAUACAUGUAUGUAGAUUUGAGAUAUUGAUUUGUCAGAAGGACGUCUCUAAAUUUAUUUUCCUAAGAAUUAUAAGUAAAAUCUUGGAAAAUUUUAAAAAGUUGGCAUAACUACUGUGGUGUCAGUGUAAUAACACUGACUACAUUAAUGUUGCUAUGGAUACGUGACGAUAUUAAUGUUGCUAUGGAUACGGGUAAUAAGACCUGUUGAUAGAGCUGUGACUGACUGUAGGUUCCCACUGUUUCUGUUCCAAUAUCAUAUCUUCAUGGUAAAAGAGGCAAGGAGUGCAAAUUUUCCCCACUUACAUUUCAUAUCGGUCUGACAAAAUGAUGUUGUUUUUUAAUGUUUUGAAAUAUAUAGGUCUUUGUUAUGUCAUAAAGUAUCUUACAUUUGUUUCCAUUUUUUUAUGAAAUUAUGAAACUUGUCACAAAUUUUUUGUUAACCUUGCCAGAAGCUUGAUGUAAUGAAAAAUUGUUUGAUUAUUUUCUGUAAAUCAUAUUGAAUUGGGAACUCAAAUUAGACCUUUUCAGCCAGGAGAAUUUUUUCAGCUUAAAAACUAAUUAUCUUUUUUAAAAAAACAACUAUAGUUUCCCGUGGAAAUGUUUUAGAAAGGGUUACUUCCGACUUGUUUUCUCAUAGCUGAUCUCACUCUUGAAAGUAUUGUGUUAUUUAAUCAGUAAAUAUCCCUUCAUGGUAUCUUUUGAUUGUUUAAUAUGAUCAUUAAAUACAAUGAAUUUAGAUAGGUCUGUCUUAAAGUGUCUUAAUCAUGUCUUGCAAACAGUGAAAUAUCAAAAUUGGGGUUGGGGUCACAAUUCAAAUUUUCAAAUCAUAUGGGAUAUCAAAAUCUCUUCAGAACAUUAUCAACAUUUUAUAAGUUAAGAAAUGACACAUUGAAGAUUAUUUGAAUGAGCAUGUAGCUUAUUUAUGAAUAAUCAUUGCAAAACAAAAAUUAAUGUAUUAUUUAUUUUGUCAAUUAUUUUUUUAUUUGUACAUUGUAUAACAAAAAUGCCUGCAAAUAUAGCACAUUUCUUCAAUUUUCCAAACUCAAAUGAAAUCAAAUAUCCUUGUUUUAAUUGCUUUUUAUAUUUAGUAUUAGCAUUAUAUAUUUAGGGACCUUUGAUUGUUUUUACAUUCCAUUUAGGAGCAGUACCUGAAGUUUUCCUUUUUACCAUCUGCCAUAUUUGUUGUUAUGUUGUACAACCCUGUUAUCAGAGUCAGCAUUAUCAAGUUCACCAAAGUGUUUGCCUGCGAUGUGAAAAUAUCAACCUGUUGAUGAAUUACAGUAGUGUAGCUAUAUAUGCUCCAGUAGUGUUGUGUAUAUCUUGUGUAUACAUAAGAGUAACUCAUUUUCUUGUUUUGAAUUGCUUGUCUUCGUGACAUAAUUGUCACUCAGUAGGUAGUAACAAUAUCCUUUGUCUAUUUCAUAAUAAAAAUCAUCAUAUCUGACCAUCACAUAACCAAAGUUACAAUUUAAUAUCAUUUUGGCCCAGUCGAAUGAUAAUCACAGAAUUAUAAAUUCACUCUGCUAAGUUUUAACAAAAUGACUGAUCACUUGAUGUAUGGGAUUAAAUGAAAUAGGAAUGAAGAUGAAGAUGUGGUUUAGGUUAGUUUGGAUUGUGGCCUCAGUUAUUAGAAUGCCUGGCCCAAAAUGAUUCAGAUCGUGUGUGCCUUUUGUUAAUACUUUUACGCUUCAGACAGGAACACAGAUUUUUAUACUGUAUAAUGCAGACAAUCGUAGCAACAUGAUGGCAGUGAGGGUAACAAAGCAUUAAUAUGGUGACUGUGUCCGUAACAGAGCAUUAAUAUGGUGACUGUGUCCGUAACAGAGCAUUAAUAUGGUGACUGUGUCCGUAACAGAGCAUUAAUAUGGUGACUGUGUCCGUAACAGAGCAUUAAUAUGGUGACUGUGUCCUUAACAGAGCAUUAAUAUGGUGACUGUGUCCGUAACAAAGCAUUAAUAUGGUGACUGUGUCCGUAACAGAGCAUUAAUAUGGUGACUGUGUCCGUAACAAAGCAUUAAUAUGGUGACUGUGUCCGUAACAGAGCAUUAAUAUGGUGACUGUGUCCGUAACAGAGCAUUAAUAUGGUGACUGUGUGUCCGUAACAGAGCAUUAAUAUGGUGACUGUGUCCGUAACAGAGCAUUAAUAUGGUGACUCUGUGUCCGUAACAGAGCAUUAAUAUGGUGACUGUGUCCGUAACAGAGCAUUAAUAUGGUGACUGUGUCUGUAACAGAGCAUUAAUAUGGUGACUGUGUCCGUAACAAAGCAUUAAUAUGGUGACUGUGUCCGUAACAGAGCAUUAAUAUGGUGACUCUGUGUCCGUAACAGAGCAUUAAUAUGGUGACUGUGUCCGUAACAGAGCAUUAAUAUGGUGACUGUGUCCGUAACAAAGCAUUAAUAUGGUGACUGUGUCCGUAACAGAGCAUUAAUAUGGUGACUCUGUGUCCGUAACAGAGCAUUAAUAUGGUGACUGUGUCCGUAACAGAGCAUUAAUAUGGUGACUGUGUCCGUAACAGAGCAUUAAUAUGGGGACUCAUUGUCCGUAACAAAAUAUAACCAUAUGGGUCAAAGUGCACGUAUUAUGUACACUUGGCAUCAAAUAUGACAACCUUGUUUUAGAGGCAGUAAUGUUCACUCUGUUACAGGGGGCAUUAAUGCUUACUCUGUUACAGGGGGCAGUAAUGCUCACUCUGUUACAGGGGACAGUAAUGCUUACUCUGUUACAGGGGACAUUAAUGCUUACUCUGUUACAGGGGGCAUUAAUGCUUACUCUGUUACAGGGGGCAUUAAUGCUUACUCUGUUACAGGGACAUUAAUGCUUACUCUGUUACAGGGGGCAUUAAUGCUCACUCUGUUACAGGGACAGUAAUGCUUACUCUGUUACAGGGGGCAGUAAAGCUCACUGUUACAGGGGGCAUUAAUGCUUACUCUGUUACAGGGGGCAGUAAUGCUUACUCUGUUACAGGGGCAUUAAUGCUUUCUCUGUUACAGGGACAGUAAUGCUUACUCUGUUACAGGGGGCAGUAAAGCUCACUGUUACAGGGGGCAUUAAUGCUUACCCUGUUAUAGGGGGCAUUAAUGCUUACUCUGUUAUAGGGGGCAUUAAUGCUUACUCUGUUAAAGGGGGCAGUAAUGCUCACUCUGUUACAGGGGGCAGUAAUGCUUACUCUGUUACAGGGGGCAGUAAUGCUUACUCUGUUACAGGGGGCAUUAAUGCUUACUCUGUUACAGGGGGCAUUAAUGCUUACUCUGUUACAGGGGGCAGUAAUGCUUACUCUGUUACAGGGGGCAGUAAUGCUCACUCUGUUGCAGGGGGCAGUAAUGCUUACUCUGUUACAGGGGGCAGUAAUGCUUACUCUGUUACAGGGGGCAGUCAUACUCACUGUUAUAGGGGCAUUAAUGCUUACUCUGUUACAGGGGGCAGUAAUGCUCACUCUGUUACAGGGGGCAGUAAUGCUUACUCUGUUACAGGGGGCAUUAAUACUUACUCUGUUACAGGGGGCAGUAAUGCUUACUCUGUUACAGGGGGCAGUAAUGCUCACUCUGUUACAGGGGGCAGUAAUGCUUACUCUGUUACAGGGGGCAGUAAUGCUUACUCUGUUACAGGGGGCAGUAAUGCUUACUCUGUUGCAGGGGGCAGUAAUGCUUACUCUGUUACAGGGGGCAGUAAUACUCACUGUUAUAGGGGCAUUAAUGCUUACUCUGUUACAGGGGGCAGUAAUGCUCACUCUGUUACAGGGGGUAGUAAUGCUCACUGGUACAGGGGGCAGUAAUGCUUACUCUGUUACAGGGGGCAGUAAUGCUUACUCUGUUACAGCGGGCAGUAAUGCUCACUCUGUUACAGGGGGCAGUAAUGGUCACUCUGUUACAGAGGCAGUAAUUCUCAUUCUGUUACAGGGGCAGUAAUGCUCACUCUGUUACAGGGGGCAAUAAUGCUUACUCUGUUACAGGGGGCAGUUAUACUCACUGUUAUAGGGGCAUUAAUGCUUACUCUGUUACAGGGGACAGUAAUGCUCACUCUGUUACAGGGGGCAGUAAUGCUUACUCUGUUACAGGGACAGUAAUGCUUACUCUGUUACAGGGGUAGUGAUGCUUACUCUGUUACAGGGGCAGUAAUGCUCACUCUGUUACAGGGGCAGUAAUGCUUACUCUGUUACAGGGGGCAGUAAUGCUUACUCUGUUACAGGGGGCAGUAAUGCUCACUCUGUUACAGGGGUAGUAAUGCUUACUCUGUUACAGGGGGCAGUAAUGCUUACUCUGUUACAGGGGUAGUAAUGCUUACUCUGUUACAGGGGGCAGUACUGCUUACUCUGUUAUAGGGGGCAGUAAUGCUAACUCUGUUAGGGGGGACAGUAAUGCUAACUCUGUUAUCGGGGCAGUAAUGCUUACUCUGUUAGGGGGGCAGUAAUGCUCACUGUUAUAGGGGCAUUAAUGCUUACUCUGUUACAGGGGGCAGUAAUGCUCACUCUGUUAGGGGGGGCAGUAAUGCUCACACACACAUUAGUUUUUUACACUUAUUAGUACAUAUCAGAAUAGCAAAGUAAGAUAAUGAAAUACCUUUACUGUAUUGUGUUUAGUUGUUUGAUACUCUUACGGGUAAAAUCAAGGCACUGUAUUUAUACAGAUAAACAUAUUUUAACAUAACUACUGUUUGUAUGUAAAUAAAUGCCUAAGGGUUUUUUAAUAAGUGUAUAAUAAUUGCUAUUUUCUGGAUACCAAGACUGAAACUUAAUGGUUUAUUUUAUCUCUAUGUACAGCAUGAAAUCUAAUUAAAAAUAAUUUACUUAAGAAUGCUUUUGACAAGUAUUAAGACAUAAGCUGUCUAUAAUAAUGUUGUACAGUUAUAUACUGUGUAAUCUAAUCAUAACUAGGUACAAAUGGUCGUAAUAAUCAUUACAAGGUACAAAUGGUCGUAAUAAUCAUUACAAGGUACAAAUGGUCGUAAUAAUCAUUACAAGGUACAAAUGGUGUUGUACAGUUAUAUACUGUGUAAUUAAAUCAUUACAAGGUACAAAUGGUUUUGUGUGUGUACAAUCCUCCAUAUAUUGUUAUCCAUCCACGGUUGCUUCUCUCUUUUUCUAUCUUCCUUUUAAUUUUUAUGUUGUUUUUUUUUGUAACUUCUGUAUAUAAGUAUAUGUGCAAUUUGAUCAAACAGUGAUCUUGAUAUUAUUCAUCCCCAUAUUGUGUAGAUUCAGUAACAGUUAUCUAACAUGAGAUGUAAACAUUAGGAAGCAUGUAAGAAAACAAGGUUAAUAACACUUUACCUAAAGUUUUAAAAUUAUUGAAAUGGUGUGAUGUUGGUGAUAUCUGAUUUAAGACGAUCGUGUAUUGCUGUCCAAUAAGUUUCACUCAGGUGUGCUUUACAAUUCCCUAUAUUUUAAAGUUCUGGGAUGACAGUUUAGGGCUGGAAAGAAGUGAUAAUUGGGUGAAUGUUUACUAUUGUUCUUCGGUUUACCUGAGCUACACCUGUAGAAGUUGUUAACGAGAUAGCAUAUCUAUGCAGUGAUGACUGUGAUAAAGUUUCCUCUGCCUCAUCAUGUACUCUAGAGAUGAGCACAUCAUUAUAGAACUAACAUAGUAUCACCCAAAAUGAUGUCUAAUGUUUUGUAAAAUUUGACAAACUUAUCUCAGAAUAAAACCUUCUACAAUACCAUUUCUACAACAUGUCAGGUUUACUGGGUUUUCCCAGAAAUUUAUACAAAUGGUGUUUUAAUUUGAAAUCAGUAUUUGCAGGUUGAUGACCAGAAGUAUUGAAACCAGUGUGUAUUGAAUUAAUCAGGAACUGAUGCAAUCUAAUUAAGAUUAGACCGGUAAUUUCCACUCCUCAACAAUACACUGCAAUCCAAGAAUCUACUUGCAGUAAUCAAAAUUAGACGAGUAAUUUCCGCUCCUCUACGAUGAUGGAGUCAGAACAACCACUCUGUGUUGAUGUCCUUCCACUAGGGAAGGUGUCCGGUACUUUCAACUUUUAGGUUUAUAAUGUGCCAAUCAAUAUUCACUUUUUUUUUAUUCUAUUUGAAAACAGAUCACACUUUUUGUUCUAUUGACUAGCACUCUUAACUUUUAUAAAGCAUCAUAAAAAAAUAGAGAACAUUUUAAUAAAACCUCUUAAAUCUUUAUACUUGACAUUUUGCAGAUUGCAGAUAUUUAGAAGAUGAAUGAUAAGAGAACAAAACGAUUUACAUGCAUUUAUAUGAAUUAUUUAUGUUGAGUGUUCUGUUGUUGGUAUUUACCUGGUUAAUAUCUGUGAAGUGGAGAUACAUGACUGAGAUGUAGAUAGGUAUGAUAGGUACCACCGAGUACCUAGGAUUUCCUAGUCAUAAUAGUUUUACCUGAUCAAGGUGCUGUUUUUUUUUCUGUUUAAAGUAACUUAUAUUCAAGAGCUUGCCUAUUGUUUCAUUUGAAAACAAAUAAAAAAAACCUCGUUUGACUGGCAUUAUUAAUUUGUACUAUGACCUUUUUUUGAAAUUACUUUAAUAAUAUAACAAAGUAAAAUCACAAUUGUGAUAAAUAUUUUAUCAGUCAGAGAUAAUGUUUACUUAGUUGUACCUAAGGUUAACGGGGGCUCUCAGUGUUAGUCUGAAUAACAUAAUGUAUGUAACAUGUACUUGCUCAAGUAGAAAUAUUUUAUUGGUACAUUCCUUAAUUACAGAUUUAUCCUAGGUCCAUUGACUGAUCACACCACCCAUUACCCUGUGUUGUGUAGGAUUUAAUAUUUUGUUAUUUAUUUCAUGAAAUGAUACAUGGCAUUGAUUUUUGUGGAAAAACAUGUUACUUAGAAGUGAAUUUUCCCUUGUUUAUAAACAAUAACCGGUAAAAAUAAAUUUGAAAUUUAUGUUUUGAGUGUAACUGUAAAAAUGCCAAUGUUGAAACUUGUGUAUUAAUAAAAUCAUUUGUAGAAAUG
This is a messenger RNA of Pecten maximus, 9895 nucleotides long. RefSeq names its product vacuole membrane protein 1-like. The record is from RefSeq and is a predicted model, not a curated record. NCBI's taxonomy places the organism in Eukaryota, Metazoa, Mollusca, Bivalvia, Pectinida, Pectinidae.